AUGGUACUUCGCAUGCUCUGGAACAUUGGCUCGGGUCUCGUGCAUGGCGCUCUGAAACCAGCAUCUCCCUCCCGCUUGGCGGGCUUGCAUUAUCCAGCGGUGUGGAGAGCUCGCUCGGGGUUUAUGGACUGUGAUGUGAACCUGCACCUGAACAACUCGUCGUACCUCUACAGCAUGGAACUCGCUCGCUGGCACUUGACAGCGGCAAACGGCGUCCUAUGGCAAACGCUGAAGCACCGGCGGAUGUUCCUCGUGGCCUCCCAAGCCAUUCGGUAUCGCCACGGCAUCCCUCCUUUCCAUGCGUACCAAGUCAAGUCGCAGAUGAUCUAUUGGGACGGUCCUUGGAUCUACUUUUUGCACCAGUUCCAAGAUGCUUCGAGCGGCAAGAUCUUUGCCGAAGGGUUGUGUCGCGCCAUUGUGAAGCAGCGCGGAAAGGACGUGUCAUUUACAAAACUGAUCUCCGAAGUGCACGAGGGACCCCUUCCUCCCCAGCCGACAGAAGUGCCGGACGUUGUCAAGGGGUUCCUCGAGUGGGACGCUGCCAGUCGAUCGAGUAUGGAAGCGGCUCAUGCACGCGAGAAAACUACUGCUACAAGUACCGCUGCACCACCAAAAACGCCACCGAGCGUUGGAGCUCGCGUCUGGACGGAACUGCAACGCUCGAUGAACCGUCCAUAG
Molecule: messenger RNA, 678 nt
Organism: Hyaloperonospora brassicae
Lineage: Eukaryota; Oomycota; Peronosporomycetes; Peronosporales; Peronosporaceae
Source: the annotation of a GenBank genome assembly